AUGGAAGGCAAAGGGGCGCAGAAGGCACAGAACUGGCAAAAAUCAUCAGCAAAGCUUUAUGGCUUCGUGGUCGAAGCUGUUCGGGUCCGAGCAUCCGAGCUGUCUCUCUUGCUCUCACGCUGCCUGCGCUUGGAGAAAGUGAUUGGAGGGCUUGUCGCGGCGCAGCGGUCGAGGACUUUGGCCACCAACGUCAAGAAAACUGCCAGGCGAUGCGACCAAAAAGACUCAGCGAAUCUGCCGUACCUGAAGUUCACUUUGCAAGAAGCUCUGACAGGCCAUUCUACAUCAGUGCGGCGUUUCGAAGGUUUUUCUGACCUUCUGACCUACUGCAGUCAGGACUCUUCGAAAUACCCAUCCGCUGCUCAGGCACAUCGCUCAUCAACAGGUUCUGAUCCCGCAAACAGGACAUUUACCUGUGGACUUCGCCAUGGUUUCGAAACGGUUCUCGCCUCUUCGCAGAUGUUGAAGAGCCAGCGCUUCGUAUUGAAGCCUUAG
Messenger RNA from Symbiodinium natans, 495 nucleotides. Lineage: Eukaryota; Dinophyceae; Suessiales; Symbiodiniaceae. The record is from the annotation of a GenBank genome assembly.